AUGCAGUGGAGACUCCUAGCCCUAUCACUACUCGCAGGCCAUGGCUUCUGUCAAGGAACACUACCCAUGCUGCGCUUCGAGUGCUCGCAGCUCGUCAUCGAUCGCCUAGACCCCCUAGUCAACCCCGGCUCCGUCCCAUCUCCACAUCUCCACCAAAUCGUCGGAGGCAACUCGUUCAACGCAUCCAUGGACCCGAAGACACACGACCUGCCCGCCAAAUCUACAUGCACCAGCUGCACCUUUUCAGAAGACUUCUCCAACUACUGGACCGCAGUCCUGUACUUCAAAGCCCGCAACGGCACCUUCACGCGCGUGUCUCAAUUCGUCAGCGAAGGCCUGCGUGGCAACGGCGGCAUAACAGUAUACUACAUCCCCUCGACCAACAACAAAACCACCGUGACAGCCUUCAAGCCAGGCUUCCGCAUGCUAGUCGGCGACGCCAUGGCCGACUCUCCCAGCAAGCGGGCGCGCAAAGUGUGCCAUCGGUGCAUGCCCGCCACGGGAGACGGCAAGAAUAUCAACUGUGGAGCUCCGGAUAGUCAGACGCUUCCCAAGGAGUUCUGCCCCGGGGGCAUACGCGCGGUUAUUACGUUUCCUACGUGUUGGGAUGGCAAGAAUUUGGAUAGCCCGGAUCAUAUGAGUCAUGUUGCGUAUGCGACGGGCGCGGGCGCGAAUGAUGCGGGUCCGACGGGGAAGUGUCCUGCUAGUCAUCCGGUGAUUAUUCCGCAGGUCAUGUAUGAGGUUAUGUGGGAUACCCGACCCUUCAACGACAAGGAGUUAUGGCCAAAGGAUGGCUCGCAGCCGUUCGUCUAUAGCACUGGUGACCAGAAAGGAUACUCGCAGCACGGAGACUACGUCUUCGGCUGGAAAGAUGAUUCUCUCCAACGCGCUAUGAACGCUCGCUGCAAUGGCGACGUGUGCACGGAGACAAAGGUCCAGACGCCCGAGGAGGCGAUGAAGUGCACCAUUCCGCAGACUGUUGAUGAGCAAAUCGACGGAUGUAAGUCAGAGCUGCCAAAGUCCUUGGUGAGGCGUGGUGAGAUUGAUUUGGCUGACACUUUGUAG
Messenger RNA from Cucurbitaria berberidis CBS 394.84, 1065 nucleotides. RefSeq lists its product as uncharacterized. The record is from RefSeq and is a predicted model, not a curated record. The coding region runs from base 1 to 1065 and encodes 354 amino acids. Lineage: Eukaryota; Fungi; Ascomycota; Dothideomycetes; Pleosporales; Cucurbitariaceae. The transcript has 3 exons.